GGCGCCACAUGUCCUAUGAGUUGAUUUCCGGUUUUCACUUAUUUUUUUCGCCGUUGAAAACACCAAAAAACGCGGUUAAUGAAUUAAAACGAAAAUUACAGUAGUGGGGAGUGAUUAAAUGGGUCAAACAUCAUCUGGAGCUGGUCCAGGAGCCUCGGGAAACGAGACAUCUCACUGUUCCUUUUGCGAAAAUCCAUCCUGUUAUGAAGAGGUCCCCCUAACCUCCCCCGAAGUGCCUGAAGAAGCCGUUCCACCGGAUCGUAAUCGCAGUUUGGACGAGUUGGCUCGGAAAUUCGACAGUAUUUUAGAUAAAGCGAAAACCCUGGGGCUUCAGGAGCUGGUCCCACCGAUCGAGGAAACAGCGGCAACACUGAAGAACCUGGCGAGGCCAGGUCCGUCUCAAGUUCCCAGCGAACCAGGACUCUCUUGCAACUGCAAUGAGUGGGGCCCAGAUGUCGUUAGUCCCCAAGGCAACUGGAUUUGCAAUCCAUGCGGUGAUAAAUGUCAAUGCGAUAAGACCUGGUACAUUCCGUCUGUCAGUAAAAAAAUAUCGCACAUAUGUGACCCUGAGCCCCUGAAAGAGAAAGGAUUUUGCGAAGAGACGGAUCCAUCAAUCGCCAGGAUCAGAGGUCAUAAUGAGGUGGCUCCAGUCAAUGAUGAAUCCUCUCGGAGUCAGAUUGAAGUGUCGUCUGAUCAUGUCCCGUCUGGGGCACCCAAAUAUCCGGUGGAACCUAGUGCCAGUCGUGAGGGAGAAAGUGGAGCUACUUGUCCGUGCGGCUGCGGGUACUAUCAGCAAGGGGAAUUCAAAGUUUGUCCUUGUGGAUGUGGGACCAUUAUUGAAAUUGUUGAUGAUGAUGGAGAAUAUCUCGGCGGCAGAGAUGGAGGGCCCUGUUGUGUCUGCGGCAAUGAACUCAAUAACGAGUUGAUCCAUAACCCGGAGCCAUCGUCCAAGGUUUUCUCGGCACCGAAUGAUACUGGAUUGAUGUCAGCAUUCGAAAUGCUGCAAGCCAAGUGUCGCAUAAAAGACGGAAUGAUUGCUGUUCUGGCUGAGGAGAUCAGGAAUUCCGGUCAUGUCAAUCACAUCGUUGAGAAUUUAGGUGCGCCUUGUUUACCACGCGUUGCUGUUGACUUCGAUCGGUCUAUGCUGUGCGAUUAUCUCAGAAGUCCAUCGCUUCCGGAUCUGUCGCAGAAGCGAGUUCGUAUCGAGGACGAUACAGUGCCGAAGCCAACGAAUUUCCGGAUUGUCAGGUCGAUACUCAACUCAUUAUUCGUCGCCUGGGAUCCGCCUGAAUCGCUGUGUAAACUUCGAGGAUUUGAGAUUGCAGUUAAUGGGAUCGUAACGUCCCGAGUUGGAUCACCGACGAGAACCCAGGCAAUUUUAACUUCCGUUGACUUGACAAAACCAACGGUUCUCACCUUAUACGCAGUUGCCACGAAUGGUCACAUAUCGGACUCGUCGACAAUAACUUUUCCAGCUAGUAAAGGCCCAUGA
Messenger RNA from Diachasmimorpha longicaudata, 1492 nucleotides. RefSeq lists its product as uncharacterized. Bases 119 to 1492 code for a protein of 457 amino acids. The transcript has 9 exons. The record is from RefSeq and is a predicted model, not a curated record. Lineage: Eukaryota; Metazoa; Arthropoda; Insecta; Hymenoptera; Braconidae.